Messenger RNA from Owenia fusiformis, 6302 nucleotides. The record is from the annotation of a GenBank genome assembly. NCBI's taxonomy places the organism in Eukaryota, Metazoa, Annelida, Polychaeta, Sabellida, Oweniidae.
UUAUGACCUACAUUGCAACAUGCACAUUUUCAAAAUUACAUGGAGUUUUCAUCAUUUUGAUUCCAAAUAAACCGGCUACAAACGAUUAAAGAACUCACAAUGGUAAAAGAACAGUUUAGGGAAACUGAUUUGGCAAAGAAGAUAAGCCAUGUCACUUUUGGGAUGUUCAGCCCUGAGCAGAUGCAGAAACAAGCACAUAUUCAAGUCGUCAGUAAGAACCUAUAUAAUCAAGAUGGCUCAAGGAAACCAAUUCCUUAUGGGAUGCUUGAUCACAAAAUGGGCACUAGUGAAAAAGACAACAUGUGUGACACUUGUGGAAAAAAUCUUGCUGAAUGCUUAGGGCAUUAUGGGUACAUUGACCUGGAACUUCCUGUUUUCCACAUUGGCUAUUUCCGCACAACUAUAAUGAUUUUGCAAAAUAUAUGUAAGAACUGCAGCCAUGUCUUGCUACAACCAGAGCAGAGGAAACAGUUUCUUGAUACCCUCAAACGACCUGGGAUGACAUAUUUACAAAAGAAAAUCAUGAAGAAAAAAAUCAAUGAAAAAUGCAGAAAGAAUUCCAAAUGUCCAAAUUGUAAUGAACAUAAUGGGGUUGUGAAAAAAUGUGGUAUGUUAAAGAUCAUACACGACAAGUAUAAGUCAACAAAGAAAACCAAAGAGCCAUUCGUACAUGAGUUUGUUCAAUCAUUUGAUGAGGCCUUAAAGCAUAACAAGGAGCUUGAGCAGAUGGUUGGCAAGGCCCAAGAUAUACUUAACCCUCUCAUUGUGCAGUCUCUGUUUAGGAGAAUCCCAGAUGAGGAUAUUCCCCUCUUAAUGAUGAACACAGCGAGCUGCCGACCAGAGGAUAUAAUCUUAACCCGUAUACUAGUGCCACCUAUAUGUAUUAGGCCAUCUGUUGUGUCUGAUCUGAAAUCUGGAACAAACGAAGAUGAUGUCACAAUGAAGUUGACAGAAAUUGUGUUUCUUAAUGAUGUUAUCCAGAAGCACCGGACUGCUGGAGCAAAGAUGCAGAUGAUAAUGGAAGACUGGGAUUUUCUCCAGUUGCAGGUGGCGCUGCUGUAUAACAGUGAGACAUCUGGGAUACCCUUGCAUAUGCAGCCAAAAAAGCCGAUGAGGGGUUUCUGUCAAAGAUUAAAAGGCAAACAAGGUCGUUUCCGUGGAAAUUUAUCAGGGAAGCGUGUUGACUUUUCUGGAAGAACUGUUAUAUCUCCAGACCCCAACCUUAGAAUUGAUCAGGUGGCAGUACCAAUUCAUGUAGCAAAAGUCCUUACAUAUCCAGAGCGUGUCAAUCGGGCCAACCUCGAAUUGAUGAAGAAAUUGGUGAUCAACGGCACUGAUGUUCACCCAGGAGCAAACUUCAUACAGCAGCGAAACAAUAACAUGAAACGGUUCCUGAGGUAUGGAAAUAGACAAAAGAUUGCUCAGGAAUUGAAAUAUGGAGAUAUCAUUGAGCGCCAUCUGAUGGAUGGAGAUAUUGUGCUAUUUAACAGACAACCAUCGCUACAUAAACUCAGUAUACAAGCUUUCUAUGCCAAGGUAAAACCACAUAGAACUUUCCGGUUCAAUGAAUGUUGUUGUAACCCAUUCAAUGCGGACUUUGAUGGUGAUGAGAUGAACCUUCAUCUCCCUCAGACUGAAGAGGCCAAAGCUGAGGCAUUGAUACUUAUGGGAUCAAAAGCCAACAUUGUCACACCAAGGAAUGGAGAACCUUUGAUUGCUGCUAUUCAGGAUUUCAUUACAGGUGGCUAUUUGUUAACACAAAAGGAUGUGUUCUUUGAUCGUGCAAGAACUUCCCAGUUGAUCUCAUCAAUCUUAGCUGAGAGGGAUAUCAGCAUGAGAAUUGACCUGCCACCCCCAGCCAUUAUAAAGCCUUGUAAACUGUGGACAGGAAAACAGAUAUUCGGCUUACUCCUACGCCCUAAUAAGGACUGUAUUGUCAAGGCAAAUCUGCGUACAAAGGGGAAGAACUAUAGCAAUGGGGAGGACAUGUGUGUCAAUGACUCAUACAUAUGUAUCCACAAUAGUGAGUUGAUGUGUGGCGCCAUGGACAAGAGUACUCUAGGGGGAGGCUCAAAGAACAACAUAUUCUACAUCCUACUACGGGACUAUGGGGAAGAAUAUGCUGCAAGUGCAAUGGGAAGGUUGGCAAAAAUCUGCCCACAAUUUCUGAGUAACAGGGGAUUCUCCAUUGGCAUUGGUGAUGUCACACCUGGAGCUGGAUUACUGAAGGCAAAAUAUAUGCUACUGGAUGAAGGGUACAGUAAGUGCAAUGAAUAUAUCGAGGAUCUAAAGGAGGGUCGACUGCAGACUCAACCUGGAUGCUCUGAAGAAGAAACUCUGGAAGCUAUGAUACUGAAGGAGCUCUCUGUUAUUCGAGACCAUGCUGGGAAAGCCUGUCUAAGAGAACUGCACAAGAGUAACAGCCCACUCAACAUGGCUAUAUGUGGAUCUAAAGGUUCAUUCAUUAAUAUCUCUCAGAUGAUUGCCUGUGUGGGCCAGCAGGCCAUCAGUGGCAAGAGAGUGCCAAAUGGUUUUGAGGACAGAGCUCUGCCACACUUUGAAAGACAUUCAAAGGUCCCUGCUGCUAAAGGGUUUGUGUCCAAUAGUUUCUACAGCGGCCUUACCCCAACAGAGUUCAUGUUUCACACUAUGGCAGGGAGAGAAGGUCUCGUUGACACGGCUGUAAAGACUGCAGAGACAGGCUACAUGCAGAGACGUCUCGUCAAGUCCCUAGAAGAUCUAUGCUCGCAUUAUGACACAACUGUCCGCACAUCACAGGGUGAGAUUGUACAGUUUGUUUAUGGCAACGAUGGACUUGACCCUGUUGCUAUGGAAGGCAAAGACAGACCUGUUGACUUUAAACGUGUCUUGGAUCAUAUAAAGGCUAAAUUCCCAUGUACUAAAGAAGAUGCGCUAACAGGAGCUCACCUUGUACAGGUGAUAAGUCAAGCUGUAGAGAGACCAGAAUUUGAUGACUGCAAUCAGGAAUUAAAGGAUGAGUUAUUAGAUUUUAUGAAGCAAACUGCAGAAAAGAUCAACAAAGUAAGGCACAGAUAUGGGGCAGGUAUAAACCCCAAAGAUCCUCAAAUAGCCCCUGUGGUGUACCAACUAGAGAGAAUCACAUCCACACAGAUUGUAGAAUUCCUCCUGCUGUGUAGGGAAAAGUUCAUGAGGGCAAAGGUUGAACCAGCAACUGCAGUGGGCGCUAUAUGUGCGCAGAGUAUUGGAGAGCCUGGUACACAGAUGACCUUGAAGACCUUUCACUUUGCUGGAGUUGCCUCUAUGAAUAUCACCCUUGGUGUGCCGCGUAUCAAGGAGAUCAUCAAUGCUUCUAAGACAAUCAGCACACCAAUCAUCACAGCACAACUUGAUGUGGAAGAUGACCAAGAGUUUGCAAGAGUAGUUAAAGGAAGGAUUGAGAAGACAACUCUUGGGGAGGUGUCAGAAUAUAUGGAGGAGGUCUUCCUACCAGAUGAUAUAUUCCUACUAGUUAAGCUAGACUUAGAGAGGAUACGGUUGCUGAAGCUAGAAGUUGAUGCCGAGUCGAUUAAGAUUGCUAUAUGUGCUGCCAAAUUAAAGAUAAAACCACAGCAUGUUAUAAUUCAUGGUGAGGCUGUUAUUUGUGUACGUCCGGUAGAGAACAAUAAAAGUUCAAUGUACUAUGUGAUGCAGCUGUAUAAGAGAGAACUUCAAAACGUUGUUAUCAAGGGUCUUCCCACUGUUACAAGGGCUGUCAUCCAUGCUGAUGAGAAAAAAGGAACAACAUACAAUCUGCUGGUGGAAGGAGAUAACAUGAGACAAGUCCUUGCUACAAGAGGUGUCAAGGGAAGUAAGACCACAUCAAACAACACAUUUGAGGUUGAGAAGACUCUUGGCAUAGAAGCAGCAAGGACAACUAUCAUGAAUGAGAUCCAGUACACUAUGAAGAGUCAUGGAAUGAGUAUAGACAUCAGACACACCAUGUUGCUAGCUGACCUUAUGACCUACAAAGGAGAGGUCCUUGGUAUCACAAGAUUCGGCCUGGCUAAAAUGAAAGAGAGUGUACUCAUGUUAGCUUCGUUUGAGAAGACCUCAGAUCAUCUGUUUGAAGCAGCCUAUCAUGGCCAAAGUGAUGUCAUAUCAGGUGUUAGUGAAUGUAUCAUCAUGGGAAUCCCAAUGAGACUGGGAACCGGGCUCUUCAAAUUACUUCAAAAAGCAGACAGGGGUCCUCCAUUGAAGAAGCGUCCAUGUGUAUUUGAUGCUCCUGAACUCCAUCUGCCAUUCACUGCUGCAACUUGAUAUCCACGAUUGUGUGAUUUACAUCUUCCACCAUUCAUCUCAUUUGGACAAUAAUCCAAAGCCUGCUUACUUGGUGGUUAUGGGACUUGGGAAUACAUUUCUGAUGAAAAUUUUGCAUCUUUAUUUAUAAAAUCAGUAGGACGUUACUUAGAUCACUUGGAGCACUUACCAGAGGAGUUUAGAAAGUUCUCUUACUAUAUGACCUUAUGCUUUCCCGUCAGGAAUUUUUGUACUUUAAAUGGUGUUAUGAUAUUCUCCAGAAGAUCAUUCAAUGUUCAAGACUCAUAUCAGGCUUCGUAUUAUUUGUGUGUAAAAAUAAGACUUCAAAUGCUCAGACAUCUUGCGGAUGUGAAUCGAUGUGUUCAUAACUGAAUUUGUGAUCUUUACAAAUGCCUUUUUGAGAGUCUCCAACAAUGUCUAAGGAUGUGUUCCACUAAAAGUGGUUAUUAACACAAAGUGACUUAAAAGCAUUACCAUGCAUAAGUGUUCUUAUGGACAGUUUUGUUACUGUAUUUGAUAUGGCCAAUAAAUCAAGAAUACUUAAUAAAUUUACUGUAUUUUUUAUCCUGUUUCAUUGUAUAAUUGGGUCUCUUGUAUUGUUGUGUUAAUAAAUUGAAUUCACAUACAUCAUGUCUCAAAUAUAAUGCAAGCCCGUAGCCAGCUUUUGCCAAGAGAGGGCUUACUUUUUGAAAAAAAUCCAGGGGGAUCACUUUUGACAACUUUUCCAAAAUCACUUGAAAAACACCCAGGAUGGUGGAAAAUUACAGGAUUUUGAAAGAACUUUUGUUCAGGUGGGAACUUGGAGAAUUUUUGUUUCUCAAGAACAUAAUAUAUUUAACAACAUAUAUUUUCAUACUUCAAUAUAUUUGCAAUCUAUAUUCAUGUAUUGUAUAUAUACUUGUACAUAUUGUUGCUGUACACUUAUAUCGUAAUUAAUAUAUUGUAAUUAAAAAACAACGUAUUUUACAUGAGUGAAUGUAAAACAAUGGAGUUAGGCAAGUGUAAAUAAAAUGUUUUGCAUAUACUUCAUGGAAAUACCACAUUACACAUUAUCUUUGGAAAAUAAAAUGGAGCUCUUACAUAUAUCUCUUUUUAUUUUACAGAAACAUUUGUUUUGAUAAUUUAAAAAAAUAGAAACUCAUAUCUCAUGCAACAGAAUAAUGCUAAACAUAGCAUUUAUUUACAUUGGCCUUAUGUCCCUAUUAUACAUGUUCAGAGAAACGUUAACUUAAAUAAUCAAAUAAAAAGUGUUGGCUGUAUAAAAUCUACAUAUACACACAUCAACACUAAAAUAUAAAAUAAUAGAUGAAUACAUAAGUCCACAUUCAUUCAGACAUUGGCCAUAUGUACAGAAGGUUAUGUACACUACUUUAUGUACAAUGCAUGAAAUGAAGGGCAAAAUUAUUUUCCUUAUAAUUAAUUGGCAUUACAAUGGAGAUGGCCAGAUCUAAUCUCAACUUUGCCUAGACGCCAACUUUUUUCAGUCAGUCAACAUGCAGGUUUACUUGAUUAAAUAGUCAAUAUUGGCCCUCGCAUAAUUAUUUGUAUGUAAUUUGGCAAACUUUUUAAAAAGUUCCCGAUUUCAUUUUUAGUUGAAUAUUUUUCACAAUGCUAAUAGAUUUCAAGUUCUGAAAGGUGUUCACUUUCACUCAAGUGUAUGUAGUUGUACUUGGAUAUUUGUAUUGUUAUGGUUUCAAUUGUGUGGGACAACUUUGUAAUGGUCCUCUUGUCAUGGUUGGAAUAUAAUACAGCCUCAUGGUAUUUUUCAUAGUUUAAUCACGUGAUAUAUUUCUGUACCAUUUUAUGGUUUGUGUGGCAAUAUAUAUAUAGGCUUACUGUGCAGUAUGGUACUCACACUAUGGUUUGGAGGGUAACUUUGUUCUGGUACCAAUGUUAUAUGGUCCUCAUGUUACAGUCCAUUUGUAUGGUAUAUGCACUUGAUUGUCCCAAUGUAUGGGUACACAACUACACAUGAUCUGGUGCCAAUGUAUAAAGUUCCUUUGUUAAGGUCCCAAAUCCCAAUG